CUGAGGUCUGGUGACGUGGAACCAAACCCGGGUCCAAAUACCAAGCUUGGGGAUCUAAGUGAGCAUGAAUUGUAUCUCCUUGCUGACGGUAUGGAUCCAUCAGACCUUAGGAAGGUCGGACUAGCUCUAGAAUUCACUGAAGCUCAAAUAAGUCGAUUCAAGGAAGACAACAUUGGAAACAUAAUGCUAGCUACCUACAAGAUGCUUUGCGAAUGGCUCAAAACAGUUCGGCAUGAAGAAGCGAGGGAAAUACUGUCCAACAAGUUACAAGACAUGCAUCUGGUACAGCUGGCAAACAGUGUUCUAAAAGGCCAGACCGGUGAUCACAUACCGUCACUGACAGAAGAGGAAAUCCAACGGGUCAUCAAAGAGGUCAAAGAAUAUUCUGCCCUUCAUCACUGUCAGAUUCCAGCAGAUCCACUGAACAGCAGUCUUCUAUUUCAAUUAGACCAGAUCUUCACCAAUUUAACGUUGAUAGAAGAAGGCCGUGGAACAACCCUAAAGGCACCGCUACUCUACGCAGACCUACUCAAGACUAAAGUCAACGGAGUCCUUCCUAAACGUUUGUUGGUUGAAGGUGAAGGUGGUGUGGGGAAGACAACUCUUUGUGCAAAGAUUGUUUGGGACUGGAUUCAUGGAGCUGGCUACCAAGAUUUCAAACUGGUUCUUCUCGUCCUUCUACGUGAUUUAGAGGGUAAGACUCUUGGAGAGAUACUAAAGUCUUACCUCCCAGACGACAAUAUGGUUACAGCUAUGCAGCUAAACAAAUAUGUCUUCUCACAUCAGAAAGACGUCUUUCUUGUUCUGGACGGCCUAGACGAGUUAGCAGGUGAUCUAAAUAACCCUCACCAGAUCGCCUUGAUCAUCUUAAAUCGGCUGUUUAAGUCAGGGAGAGUGCUAAUCACAUCUAGAAGAUGGCGAUCAGAUGAGGUACGGAUAAAUUUGGAUCUUAGAAAGGUGUAUGCUUUCAUUGCGGUCGAAGGAUUUUCUGCUAACAAUCUUUCUUCCUACAUCACUAAGUUCUUUCAUCCAGACACAGCUUCAGCUGAGCAAUUGAACCAAUUCAUAUCAACCAACGAUGUAAUCAGAGAAAAUAUGGCCCCGUUUCCAAUAUACACAGCAAUGCUGUGCGUCAUGUGGAAAGACUUUGAUGGUGAACGCCGUGUUGCAAUGUCCAAACUGCAAACAUUUUCCCAACUGUUUGAUGAGAUGAUCCACUUCUUAAUAGAUCAUUAUCUUUCCAAGCUUCAUAUGUCUGCAAGUUAUAAUGGUGGAGAAGUGGAUCGAGAACGGAAGAUGAUCCUAUGUCAUCUAUCCAAUAUUGGUUGCCUUGCCUGGCAGGGGCUCAAUCAGAGGAGGCUAGUAUUCACCGAAGAGGAAUUCCAGACCUGGCCGGGUUCUGUGGAUACAGGUUGCCAAGUCGGAGUACUCACUAAACAAAGGCAAACCCUUUCGCGGAGAGAGAGAAGACACCAUUUUCAUUCUUCAAUCUCAUCUGUCCAGUUCCCUCAUAAGCUGUUUCAGGAGUAUCUAGCAGGAAUGUAUCUGACAUCUCUUCACAACUCAAACAGAAGCGAGUACAACAGGUUGAUGAAGGACAUAAUCGGAAAUGCAAGCGAAUUCCGGGAGCUUCUGUACUUCACCUCGGCCCAGAAGAAGGAGGUCGGAUUGGAUAUCGUGUCUCAUCUCACAGCAGCAUCAAGAGGUACUUCAACGUGGCAAAUGGGAUAUGGGCGAAUCGAUGAUGACUUCAUUGCUGAUGUAGCAUAUGAGAGUCAAGACCAAACAGUGGCUAAAGCUGUGGCAGAUCAUCUAUCGACUUCAUCCAGCAAGGCACUUGUGAUCGGGGAGAAGAUACCGGCGCACACAGUAGCGGGUCAUAUCUUCAUCAUGAAUCAUCAUAAAGUGGCAUGUGGAAAGACUGCUUCAGAGGACCUGGCUGACUUCAUGUGCUCCUCAUCCACUCUGAGAUCAGCAUGGAUCGCUAUCUCUUCGGGCCAAGGAGAGGAUAUGAAUGAUAAUUUCUCCGCGAUGCUUGCUCAUAACGCCACUCAUUCGAAAAUUGUGUAUCUUGAGAUAAAGUACAUUGAUCUCAGUCAACGUCUGUCCUCAUCACGUGAUCUCGCUGAGUUCAUUUGUAAGAUGCCUCAUCUUAGGAAUCUUUGUUUCGGUGAUAAAUAUGGAAACGCCCGUCCCUCACUUCAUGAAGAGUUCUAUUCAACGUUAUCAUCCUUAGCAUCAUCCGCAAAGAUUGAGCGUCUUGAUAUCAAUUACAUUGAUCUCAGUCAACGUCUGUCUGCAUCACGUGAUCUUGCUCAGUUCAUUUGUAAGAUGCCUCAUCUCAGGGAACUUCUUCUCGGUGAUAAAUAUGGAAACGCCAGUCCCUCACUUCAUGAAGAGUUCUAUUCAACGUUAUCAUCCCUAGCAUCAUCCGCAAAGAACGGUGGUGUAAAAAUAAAGAUGAAUCCCUCGUUAUCCGCCACACCCGCCCAAGCCGCCACAGCGGUUUGA
Messenger RNA from Lytechinus variegatus (green sea urchin), 2511 nucleotides. RefSeq lists its product as uncharacterized. Lineage: Eukaryota; Metazoa; Echinodermata; Echinoidea; Temnopleuroida; Toxopneustidae. Gene Ontology annotation, biological process: signal transduction. The transcript is spliced from 7 exons. Bases 91 to 2511 code for a protein of 806 amino acids. The record is from RefSeq and is a predicted model, not a curated record. Gene Ontology annotation, molecular function: protein binding.